Notolabrus celidotus (New Zealand spotty) is the source of this 6018-nucleotide messenger RNA. It is a transcript of the gene fnbp1l, whose product is annotated as formin binding protein 1-like. Gene Ontology annotation, biological process: signal transduction. Lineage: Eukaryota; Metazoa; Chordata; Actinopteri; Labriformes; Labridae. The transcript is spliced from 16 exons. Gene Ontology annotation, molecular function: protein binding. The coding region runs from base 168 to 2039 and encodes 623 amino acids. The record is from RefSeq and is a predicted model, not a curated record.
AGAGCAGGAGGAGGAGGAGGAGGAGGAAAGGGGAGGAGGCGGUGGAGGAGUGUGUUUGUCGGGCAGACAGUCAGUCAGUGUGGACCGGAGUCCCAGCGGCAGUUUUGGAGAGUCUGAUCCGGGAAAACUACGUCAAAUACGGGAGAAGUGAAAAGGGGGAAUCCGAGAUGAGUUGGGGAACGGAGCUCUGGGACCAGUUUGAUAAUCUGGACAAACACACCCAGUGGGGCAUCGACUUUCUUGAACGCUAUGCAAAGUUCGUCAAGGAGAGGCUGGACAUAGAGCAGAACUACGCCAAGCAGCUACGGAGCUUGGUGAAGAAAUACUGUCCAAAACGCUCUAAAGAUGAGGAGCCCAGGUUCACGUCGUGUCUGUCCUUCUACUCCGUACUGAACGAACUGAACGACUAUGCGGGUCAGAGGGAGGUGGUGGCGGAGGAGAUGGCUCAAAGGGUGUAUGGAGAGCUGAUGAGGUACAGCCAAGACCUCAAAGCUGAGAGGAAGCACCAUCUACAGGAGGGCAGGAAGGCCCAGCAGUAUUUGGAUCAUUGCUGGAAACAGAUGGACAACAGUAAGAAGAAGUUUGAGAGAGAGUGCAAAGAAGCAGAGAAAUCCCAGAUCACCUUUGAUCGGUUAGAUAACGACAUCAACGCUACCAAGUCAGAGGUGGAGAAGGCCAAAGCCCAGUUCUACCUGCGGACCCACAUGGCUGAUGAGAGCAAGAAUGAGUACGCCGCUCAGCUACAGAACUUCAAUGCAGAGCAGUGGAAACAUUUCAACAACUCCAUACCACACAUCUUCAAGAAUCUGCAGGCUAUGGACGAACGUCGGACGGUAAAGCUCGGGGAAACGUACCGGAGCUUUGCUGAGGCAGAGCGGAGAGUCAUUCCUAUCGUCUCCAAAUGUCUAGAAGGAAUGGUUUCUGCUGCUAAAGCUGUCGAUGAGCGAAGGGAUUCAGGCAUUGUCGUAGAAUCGUUCAAGUCAGGCUUUGACCCUCCAGGCGACUUCCCCUUCGAGGACUACAGCCAGAAUCUGAGCAGGACCGGUUCAGAUGGGACCAUCAGCAACACACCCAAAGGAGACAGAGAGAAAGACGGGGCCCCAGGGCCACGACCCGACCCUAAACAACACCCCAUGAGCAGAACCAAGAACAAGCUCUGGCUGUUUGGGAAGAAACCAAAGUCCUCUCCUCCUCCACCACCUUCCUCCUCUGCCUCCCGUCCCCGGUCCUCAUCCAACAUUUUCCCUCCACCCCGGUUCAGCUCUGACCUAGUGAGCCACUAUCUGUCUGAGAUAAAGACCACAGUACCCAGAAUCCCCCAGAAUUUGAGGGGCCUGAGGAGAGGGGCCCCAUCUCUGGAGGAUUUCAGUCACUUACCCCCCGAGCAGAGGAGGAAGAGGCUGCAGCAGAGGAUUGAUGAACUGAACAAAGAGCUCCAGAAAGAGAUGGAUCAGAGAGACGCCCUGAACAAAAUGAAGGAUGUGUAUGAGAAGAAUCCACAGAUGGGAGACCCCAGCAGCCUACAGCCCAAAAUAUCAGAGACCAUAUGCAACAUGGAGAAGCUGCGCUCAGAAAUCCACAAAAACGAGACUUGGUUAUCUGAGGUGGAGGGAAAGCAGAGCUCGAGAGGAGACAGAAGACACAGCGCGGACAACCACCAUCACGCUCCUCAAGGCAGAGAGAGUCCUGAGGGCAGUUAUACAGAUGACACCAGUCAAGAGCAUCACACGCCUCACCACCGCCCCAAAUCUCCACCGUCUGUUAACCCAGCCCCUGACCCACACGAGUUUGAUGAUGAGUUUGAUGAUGACGACCCGCUGCCCGUCAUCGGACACUGCAAAGCUCUCUACUCAUUUGACGGUCAGAAUGAGGGGACGCUGGUGAUGGCAGAAGACGAGGUGUUGUACAUCAUCGAGGAGGACAAAGGAGACGGCUGGACGAGGGCGAGGAAGCAGAGCGGCGAGGAAGGCUACGUCCCCAGCUCCUACGUAGAUAUCACUCUGGAGAAAAACAGCAAAGGUGCUGUCACCUACAUCUGAAGCUUCACUGUUCUCUGUCCUCUCAUCCGUCUGUCGUCCUCUCUCCUCCUGUCUUCUGUCCCGUCAUUAUAACACUACAACAACAACAACAAAAAGAGACUGCAUCUGAACACCUGCAUGGACACUCAUCUGUUUUCUCAUUUCCAUCUUUCUGUCCUCAUGUUUCUUCCUCUAACUCACCCUUCCUCAUCCUCGUCUUAUAUCUGUGGGACUGAUGUCUCUGAGGUGAGUGUCUGAGCAUUAAGAAAAACAGGACAUGUGUAUUUGUUUGUGUUUGGAUGAUGUGUUUAUUGUAUAUAAGGCAUUUCUGUGUGUGUGAGUGUGUUUGAACGGAUGUCUCCACUGCUGUUUUGAGCCCUGUGUAAAGGCCACACCACUUCGUCAUCGAUCAAAGUGUUUGAGAACGUUUUUGUAGAAGAAAUUAAUUUUUAUUUCAUCCAUUCUUUCAAUUAUUUUGAUGUUUUUUUAAAUCAGAGAUAUUUUAAACUCCUUUCUUUUGACUUUGUGUUAACAUAAUUUAAAGCUUUCUUGAUUUCCUCUGUUUUUAUUUCAGUUUGUGGUUUUAUGUUUUCUGUGUUACCUGUGCCAUCACAGUACAGCUGGAAUCACAGUUACAGAUUUGUCUGCUUUCAGACGAAUGUCAGAGAUGUGUCUGAAUUUUAAAUCACAAAUAAGCCGGGAGUUAAAGUUUGAAAAAGGUUCCUUUCAUUGAAAUAAGGCUGUUAAAGGAUUCUCCGCCUUUCAUGUAUGUUCUUUAACUUUUAAUCAUAAUCUGACUGUUAUUGGUCUUUUUUUGAGUCACUGAUUAAAAUCAUCUCUGACCAUCAGAGUUUCACUCCAUCAGUCACAGUUGAACUUUUACUUUAAGUAGAUGUUUAAAUAGAGUUACGUUUCAUGGAUUCUUAUUGCAGUGUACACCUAGUAGUAAAAAAUAAGGGUGCAGCAACAUGUCUGUGACCGGAAAAAGUUGCUUCUGUUUGUUUCUAUUUAUAACUCAGCGUUAUCACAUUAUCAGCUCUUAAACAGUUACCAGUAAAAUGUGUUGAAAGAAGAUAACUGCAACAAAAGCUCCUGGAGCUGCUGCUGCAUUGUGUCCACGUCACUGUAGAGUCAAAAGUUCACUCAAGGUUUAGAAUCUAUUGAGACUCAAUUUACAACAUAACACCUUUAAUUUGCAGCAGGGGCAUGAAACGUUAGGACGAUUCUAAGAGUCCAUGACUAACAGGGGCCUGAAAAGAAUCAGAGCAUUUAUACGAAUGAAGAGUUGGGGGCAAUAUCAUUUUUUUUAAGAGGCCUAAAGUCCCUGGCAGUACCUCAUGUGGUUUGAUGACUCAUCUCAGAUCGAGAGGUGUCAAGAUUUCUGACAGUGCAAAUUAAAUGCUAGCCUUCAGAUUCCUCAGGUUUCAGGUCUACAAAGUUGGACUGUAAAAUAGAAAAUUAACUCUACACUGUCUUGAAAACAGCUUGAGUCCACAAACUGAUCAGUCAUAUGUUCACUGAGUUAAUAAAUCAAAAGAAAAGGGAAGCUGAUUUACGCCGAGACUUCUGUACAGUUGGACUAACUCCCUGCUGGUCAUUAGAAACGCUGCAGGUUUUAGGCACUUCUGUUUUUGCUUCACCUUUACAAGCUUGCAGCCACUUCCAAAGAUCUAUGGAUGUGUUUUCUCAGUUGCGCACAUCUCUGGUGUACUGUCUUUGUCUUACAAAAUAAAAAAAGAAGAAUCUAAUGGCUUAAAACAAACAGACAAGAUCAGCACAACACCUUUCUUCUCAUCAACACUUUAAUUCUCAUAAUUCGCAAAACCUUUCCUCACCCUAAACCGUGUGCAUUUUUUUGGUGUCUUUUGGUAACUGGCUCUCUCUUCUAUGUGACCGCAGGUUCCUGAGGGCUGCAGGGUGGCCGGGCGAUUUGAUUGGCUGGUGGAGGGCUCACGCUGAUGGCUGAUUAUUGGUGGUGGGGGUGGUGACAAUGAAAGAGAGAGAGAGAGAGAGAGAGUAAAGAGGGGAAUUAAGAGGGAAGGAGGUAGAUGAAGUGGGGUGGGAGGUAGGUUUGCAUGUCUGCAUGCUCACUCAUCCGUCAUCAGCAAAGAUUUCUGAGAUUCAAGGUGGGGGGUCUAGCAGAAGAUUAAAUUAUGACAGACAGGCAAUAACAUCAGAUUAUCCAUAUGUUUCUACCUGAUCUGAGGGAGUUUUCUUAGUGAUAAAGCAUCCUUUUAAGACCUUUCAGACAGUCUGCAUUCAGUUGCAAAAGUUUGACAUUUUAAAACUUGUUUGCAAGUUCCCUUGGCGAGAGUUACUACAAUCCCUCUGCUCUGCUGCCUGGUUUCAACUGGCUGCUUUUCUGGUCUGUAAAGGUCUCAAAAAGAUGUAAACCCAGAUAGCCUCCACUCUUGUAGGGGCUUCAUAUCAGAGGAGAAUAUCGGCUGAUGGGCUGCUCUCUAUGAGUGGAAAAACUCAAGUAUACAGUGACUCUUUUAGAGGUGGUGCCCACAGGUGAUACUUGAACGUUUCAUCUCAUAGAAAGCAGUGCAACAUUAAGUUUUACUCCCAGAUUAGGUUUCUAUUCCAGAUUACUUUUUAUUCUAUGAAGUUAGUCUCCUCACCCCUGUAGGUGCUACUAAAAGUGUUGGAGGAAAAUGAUCAACUAAAGCCUCUUGUUUUUGCCAUCAUUAAAGCCUUUGAUGUCAGCAUGUGUUAUGCAAAUAUUUGGGCUCCACAGACCAGAAAAUUGUUGUUAAUUAAACAAAAUUUCAUCAUGAGUCUGCAACAGAAUAAAAAGAUCAAAUUGCGAUUAUAAAAAUAGAAAAUUGUUUCAGCGGGGCAUCUUGUUUUCAUAUGCUUGUAAAACCUGCAUGAUGUUGUUGCAAGCUCAAAGCAAAUGUUAACACAACUUAACCACUUCAAUGUGAAACAUACCCUAUACCUGACUUCUGUCAUCACCUAGGAUCAUUGAGUCAAAUUCAAAGGCAACAAGAUUACUGGAAUAUUUGAAUUUUUCCUCCAAACUUUUGUUCAGCUCCUCACAAGAUGAAACAUUUUAGACAUAACUCAGGAUGUUCAUAUUGAUCACAGUUUUUAGGAUCAGUUGCAGUAUCUGUGACUAACAAAAUCAGUGUUGUUCUGCUCCUAAUCAUCCUGUCGUCAUCAUCUGUGCUCUGUUGGUGAUGUCUGCCUGCCUGCCUGCCUGCCUGAGCCACUCUGCUCCUCAUGCCUGCCCUCACCGUCAUACAGUCGCAUGUCUUUUAACGAGUCCCAACCAUGAUCAGGUGUCUGUGACUUUAACUGCAUUUGUACUGAAGCGUGUGGCUGAUUUUAUGUUGAAUGUGUUAAAUGAAUGUGUUAAAUGAAAGUCCAGCAUGAGUCUGAUUUUAUUGUGUGCGUUGAAUGUCUCCCAAACAGCCUGUGGGUAGAAUCAGAGCAGAAAGCAGGACUAUCAGGUGAACACAAUCUCUCUACCACUCUUUCUUUUCCUACCUUCCUCUCCUCUUCUUCCUGGAUUGUAAUUCCACCAGUCACCCAGCAGGGGGAGUCGCUCCCUCAGCUAACACCAGUCCAUCAGCAGGACUACACUGCUUUAAACAACAUCACCAAACAUGAAAAGGAACUUCAGACUCUGCCUUAAAAGUCAUGUUAAUUUAAUGUGGAGGGAUUCAAACAUGUCUCCUGCGUGACUACAUCUCCCAUCAGCCACCUGGGCUCAGCCUCAUCCGCCUUCGUCAGGACUCUCAACUACAUCUAACAUGAAACUUUUAUUUCCCUGUUCAAUCAGCUGUAAUUGUGAAUGUGACGACAAACACACACACAUACACACACACAUGUAUCACUGACGUGCACACACUCGUAUGGAAGCCAAAAAACAUGUUAUUCCCAUGUUUGGCUUUCUGUAUAGAUGAAUGUGUGCAUGUGUCUGUUACAUGUAUGAUGUUAGUUCUUACCAUUGAAUGAUUUGUACAUAUUAACAUCGUGAUGUCAUGCUGAA